UGGGGUCAGUGUGGCUGUAGGGUGGAGAAUAUGGCGAUUCCCUCCGGUCUAGUGAUCAGGGGACAAGAGGGGCGAACAGUGCCUCUGACGAGUGUUGACGUAUCAGUGAGUAUUCAGGGUUUCCUGGCUAACGUUGACGCAUGUGUCCAGUAUCGCAAUGUCCACGACACCACAGUGGACGUGGCCUUUCUCUUCCCCAUGGACGACAACAGCGUGGUGUACAAACUUGUGGCCGACAUCGACGACAGACACUACGAAGCUGAGAUUCAAGAAAAACAACAGGUCACAGAAACCUACACAAAAGCUGAUGUUGCUGGUCGACCUCCUUUUAUGAGAGAGGAACAAGAAGCUUCAGGAGACAUCUUCAGAUGCAAGUUGGGUAAUCUACCACCAAAUUCCGACGCCAAACUCCAGUUUUCUUUCGUGACGGAACUGGCUCAGGAGAUUGAUGGGUCUCUCAAGUUUGUUCUCCCCACGGUCCUCAACCCCAGACAACGUCCCAGCACGGAAGAUGCAGAUGAAGAUGCGACUGUGCCUGAUGUGAGUGCAACCUGCUACAAUCUGACCUUCCACGGCACCGUGGUGUCUAAGCACGAGAUAGUCAGGGUGUGGUCCACUACAGACAGGCUGACCACGGUUGUGGACGGCGGAAUCGUCAAGACCGUGACGAUACGUCUCACUGAACCAUUCAGUCCAACACAUAACCUAUCGUUCAACAUUCUAUAUGGGGAAGACUACAACAUCCAGACUUCCCUGGAGAAAGGAGACAAAGGUGCAUCUUCAUCCCUCCUUCGGCGAGACAUACUGAUGAUGUCCUUGCACCCAAAUGUCAUCUCGGGGCCUCUGAACGCUGAGUUCAUCUUCAUCUUAGACCGAUCAGGCAGCAUGAGUGGCAAACCGAUACGAAGAACCCAAGACCUUCUGUUGUGCUUCCUGAAGAGUCUUCCGACAGACUGCUACUUCAAUGUCAUCAGCUUUGGAACCGGAUUUUCUCCCCUUUUCCCUCGGGGGAGCGAGCGUUACGGGCCAGCCUCCCUGAAAAAAGCCUUGGAGCUCCAGGAGGAUCUGAGGGCGGAUAUGGGAGGAAGUGAGUUUUUUAACCCGAUACAAUUCGUGUUGGAGAGAGGAGAAAUCCCCGGCUACUCACGACAGGUGUUCCUUCUGACGGACGGAGACGUCUCCAGGGUCGGUCACGUAGUGGCCCUGGUCAGGAGGAAAGCCAGAUCGUGCAGGGUCUUUACAGUGAGUGUCGGUGCUGCGUUGUCGACGUCGCUGGUGAGGAGAGUCGCCAAGGCCGGAGGUGGGCUGGUGGAGUUUGUGAGAGACGCUGAUAAUCUUCAUAAGAAGGUGAUGAAGCUGUUGAGGUACGCUUUGCAACCCAUCGUAACCGACCUUGACCUCACACUUGACCUUCCCGAGGGUCUGAAAGUGACAUGGAGACUGCCGAGAGAUUGCCCAGUGAUGUUCAAUGGAGGGAGAUACACAGUUUAUGCUAUUGUGGAUGGGGAGAUUGAUCGUCACACGCCAUCUAUCGGAACAGCCAGAGUCUCUGGCAGGAUUGGGGAGAAGGGGUUCACGCACACGUUGACGUUCGACGUCUCCAGGGACGCGGUCACCACGUCUGAAACAUACAUGCACAGGAUGGCCAUCAACGCUCUUAUCAAACACCUGGAAGUCAUCGACAAAGAGUUCGGCGGGGUGAAGAAGGAUGAGAUAGUAGCUGCCAGUAUGUCGGGUAAUGUAGUUUCAAAGUACACGUCAUUCGUUGGUGUGGACGUAUUGACCACCGAGGACCACCCCCAGCCCGCUACACGUCAGAUAACGCGUACGGACAUGAGUGCAACUGAAGCUGAUGUAGCAGAGACCACUGAUGAAGAUCCAACGUGUAUCAGCCAUGACGUGUUGAGUUGUUCAGAUUCGCCCACAGCGAGUGAGAUGGUGACACUGCAGGAGGAUGACGGCGCUUGGAUGCUGAGUGAGGCACUUUGUUGUCUCAUCAAUGUACAUCGGUACAGACUGAUAAAGAUAGCAGUGUGCACUGACUUAAAGGUAUGGGCGACUGGUUUGGCGAUUUGCUGGUUGACACUGGAAUGCCCAAAUGAACGUCUAGUGUGGGACUUGGGGGUAAACAAGGCCAAAGACUGGCUGGACAAGCAGCUUGGAGGACAGGGGGAGCUGGACAAGUUUCUCAGGGAUGUUCAGGACGCUGCGUUCACAGACGAAGACGACGAAAUCAAGCACAUUAUGUUGAAUGAGAGUGAGGACGAGGUUUCAUCAAUGUCCUGUACACCCGAGACGAGUUCACAAGGCAGUCCACUAUUCCCAGUGAAUACAUUUAGAGACUCCGCUGACAACGUGAUACACGGCAGUUUCAGUAACGAGGACGUCUCCCAUAGAGAAGUCGCAUACGUUCUACUGGUGUCUGUCCUCGUUGGAAUCGUGUCUUCCCAGAUUCAUCCUAGAGACUUGGGACAUUUUGGACCGAAUCCAGGUGAUGUCAUCGACGUUGUGCCUGAUCACUCCGCUGUAGGUGGAAAUGGCGACUUUAUUAAAGACCCUGUCGAUGUCCAUGGUGGUGACGGUAUCCACAUUGUCCACGAUCCACAGUCAAACAGCGUUGUAAAAGAUGUUGUUCCCGAUCCCGGCAAUAGUGGUGUGGUAGAUGUUGUCACAGGUUUAUCAUCUGAUGUGGUAGACGUUGUUCGCGACGUUGUACCUGAAUCCGGAUCUGAUGCUAUCGUUCACGACGUCAUCCAUAACAUCAUACCUAAAUCAUUUUCCGAAAACGUUGUUCAUGACGUCGUCCCAAGCUCAAACAUUAUCGUCCAUGACGUUUUACCAGCCUCCACAUUUCCCAAAGCUCCUCCAGCUUCUGGUAUUGUCAAGGACAUUAUACCUAGCGCAGCUUCCCUUAAACCCGACUUCCCUGCUAUGCCACAUCCAGAUUUUCCCGAGCCGUUCUCCGCUUCAUCCAGCGCCCUGACAACGUCUCCUAGUCUAAAGACCGCUGUUGUUUCAGCCCCUGUUGUCAACGCUGCUAUCCUCAAGUGCGGCCUCCAGCCAGAGCCUUAUGUUCUGUAUCAGUUCUCUCACUUGUCUUACAGCUACCCAAAACAUGAUAUCAUCUUCGAACUUGAGCAACGACCAAAGAUCAGAGCCGCCAUAUUUGAUUUAGGAACUGGUGGUCGAUUCAGGGGUAAAUACAACCUCCAGCCACACAUGGCCAUACAUGGACAAAGAUUUAAACGUCAAGCAGCCUACUCUGAUGGCUGCCAAGGACAGUCCCUGACCUUGAGACGCUUCUACUCCUACAACAACUACUGCUGGGUCAUCAACCCCGUGUACCAAGACGUCAGCUUCUACAACUGCGGACAUGGGUGUUCGGCCAAAGCAAGCUAUGGUACAAUUAGCCGUUGUGAGGCCAGCUACAGACAGACAGGGGUGUGGGCGUACUGUGCUGGGUUGGCCUACGGUGAAAGGAUCACCAAGCUACACAGCUACUUCUCUCCCCACUAUCUGUGGGUCCUCAGCAAGUACGACCCAAAACACAGAAGUGAAUACUACCGCUUGCUUCGCCUGAUUGCCACACCCAUAGUUGCAAGCUGGUGUCCUCACUGUGACUCUGGACAACCUGGCCCUACAUCUGUUCUCUUGAGCAGAGAGAUCAUGUGGAAGUCCGUACUUGGCGUCUUUAGACCUGACACAUAUGUGACACUGGACACUAUGGACCCUGAGAGUCAAACUCUAGCUCUCCUUGGUGGACAUGAACUUCACUUUGACAACAAGUCACUUGCGAUCAAGGUUGGACAUUUUGGACAUCAUCAGACAUAA
Molecule: messenger RNA, 3831 nt
Organism: Haliotis rubra (blacklip abalone)
Lineage: Eukaryota; Metazoa; Mollusca; Gastropoda; Lepetellida; Haliotidae
Product: von Willebrand factor A domain-containing protein 5A-like
Exons: 21
Coding region: 31-3831 (1266 amino acids)
Source: RefSeq, a predicted model, not a curated record